CAGCCGAGGCUUCCAGUGUCUCCCGCUCUCGUCCAGCCGGGCCCGCGGGCACGGAGAGGAGACCUCGGCGAGGCGUCGAGUCCGUGAGGAACGGCGGGCGAGCGAGCGCCGGGGCACCAUGGCCGGGAUCAUCAAGAAGCAGAUCCUGAAGCAUCUCUCCAGAUUUACCAAAAAUUUAUCUCCUGACAAGAUAAAUCUCAGUACCCUUAAAGGAGAAGGUGAGCUGAAGAACUUGGAGCUGGAUGAAGAGGUGCUUCAGAAUAUGUUGGACUUGCCCACAUGGCUUGCCAUCAACAAAGUGUUUUGUAAUAAAGCAUCCAUUAGGAUCCCAUGGACAAAGUUGAAAACACAUCCUAUCUGUUUGUCUCUAGAUAAAGUAAUAAUGGAGAUGAGUACAUGUGAAGAACCUCGAGCUCCCAAUGGCCCAUCGCCAAUUGCAACUGCCUCAGGACAGAGUGAAUACGGCUUUGCUGAAAAAGUAGUUGAGGGAAUUACUGUUUCUGUCAAUUCUAUUGUCAUCCGAAUUGGAGCAAAAGCCUUUAAUGCAUCUUUUGAACUGUCUCAGCUGCGGAUAUAUAGUGUUAAUGCAAACUGGGAGCAUGGAGAUUUAAGAUUUACUCGUAUUCAAGAUCCACAGAGGGGAGAGGUUUUGACAUUUAAAGAAAUAAAUUGGCAGAUGAUUCGAAUAGAGGCAGAUGCUACCCAAAGUUCACACCUUGAAAUUAUGUGUGCACCAGUUCGAUUAAUAACUAAUCAAUCAAAAAUCAGAGUCACUCUGAAAAGAAGAUUAAAAGACUGCAAUGUCAUAGCAACAAAGUUAGUUUUAAUAUUGGAUGAUUUAUUAUGGGUUUUAACGGAUUCCCAAUUGAAAGCCAUGGUACAAUAUGCAAAAUCUCUUAGUGAAGCAAUAGAAAAAUCCACAGAACAAAGGAAGAGCCUGGCUCCAGAACCUACACAGAGCUCUGCAGUCACCCCAUCUGCCCAGCACGUGAAGACACCACAGGCGUCCAGUGCUCCUGAUCUAAAUGAUGCCAUUGUGAAAUUAUUCAAUGACUUUGAUGUUAAAGAAACCUCCCAUCAUCUAGUGAUUUCUCACCUGGAUCUACACAUCUGUGAUGAUAUUCAUGCAAAAGAAAAAGAGUCAAACAGACGUAUUACUGGAGGUGCUAUGCAACUCUCUUUUACACAAUUGACUAUAGAUUAUUAUCCUUAUCAUAAAGCAGGAGAUAGUUGUAAUCAUUGGAUGUAUUUUAGUGAUGCAACUAAAACAAAAAACGGAUGGGCCAACGAGUUGUUACAUGAAUUUGAGUGCAACGUUGAAAUGCUUAAGCAGGCUGUGAAGGAUCACAAUGUAGGUUCACCUCCUAAAUCCCCAACACAUGCCUCUCCCCAGCACAUGCAAACAGAGAAGGAUUCCAUUCUGAAAGGCACUUCUAGAACAUCUUCAGUAUUAUCUCAACCAUCAAAAGCUAAGCUAAUGUCUAGUUCUGUUGUGGUUAGACUUGCAGAUUUCAACAUAUAUCAGGUUUCUACUGCAGAACAGUGUCGUUCUUCACCCAAAAGUAUGAUUUCCUGCAAUAAAAAAUCCCUGUAUCUUCCACAAGAAAUGUCCGCUAUCUAUAUCGAAUUCACAGAAUAUUAUUAUCCAGAUGGAAAGGACUUUCCAAUUCCAUCUCCCAACCUCUAUAGCCAGCUGAAUGCACUGCAGUUUACUGUGGAUGAAAGAAGCAUUCUGUGGCUUAAUCAGUUUCUUCUGGACUUAAAACAGAGUCUCAAUCAAUUUAUGGCUGUGUAUAAGUUGAAUGACAAUUCAAAAUCUGAUGAGCAUGUUGAUAUUCGAGUUGAUGGUUUAAUGCUCAAGUUUGUCAUACCUUCUGAAGUGAAGUCUGAAUGUCAUCAGGACCAACCACACACGGUUUCCAUUCAGAGCUCUGAAAUGACAGCCACGAACACCAGGCAGUGUCCCAACUGCCGGCAUUCGGACCUAGAAGCUUUAUUUCAAGACUUUAAAGAUUGGGACUUCUUUAGUCAAACAUACACUAGAUUUCCCAAAUCCUGUGACAGUUUUAAUCUUUUACAUCCAAUCUUCCAGAGACAUGCCCAUGAACAAGACACCAAGAUGCAUGAAGUUUAUAAAGGGAAUAUUCUUCCCAAAUUGAAUAAAAACACACUUAAAACUUCUGCUGCCACAGAUGUGUGGGCUGUAUACUUUUCUCAAUUUUGGAUAGACUAUGAAGGGAUGAAAAGCGGAAAAGGACGGCCAGUAAGUUUUGUAGAUGCUUUCCCUCUAUCUAUCUGGAUUUGUCAGCCAGUAAGAUACGCAGAGUCCCAGAAAGAAGUGCAGACAUGUGAUCAGGAAUCCAGUACCUCCCAAAGUGAAUCUGGUGAUCUGGUGGGCCGGUUGAAGCGGAAGAAGCUUUUGAAGGAGUAUUACAGCACUGAGUGCGAGCCCGCAAGCGAUGGUGGGCAACAGCCACCUUCAGAUGCACUUGUGGGCGUCUCAUCUUCGCCGUCCGAAGCUGAUAUUCAUGUCCUGGUUCGUGUCCAUAAACACGUCAGUCUGCAGAUCAACCACUACCAGUAUCUGCUCCUGCUUUUCCUUCACGAGUCGCUCAUCCUGCUGAUUGAAAACCUGAGGAAAGACGUAGAAGCUGUGACUGGCAGUCCUGCUCAUCAGACGUCCGUUUGCAUUGGGAUCUUACUUAGAAGUGCAGAACUGGCUCUUCUUCUACAUCCGGUGGAUCAUGCGAAGACUCUGAAGUCUCCUGCUUCUGAAAAUGGGAGCCCCACGAUUCCUGAGCAUUUGCCUACAGAAAAUGCGGGUUUUAUGUCUUUGAAAAGAACACCAGGUAGCAAUGGUGCAAGCCGAAUUAGACAUGCUCCUGUUAACCAUCUGUCAGACAGCAGAUCUAUGAGUGUUGACCUUAGCCACACCCCUUUGAAGGAUCCUUUGCUUUUUAAAUCAGCAAGUGACACAAAUUUGCAAAAAGGUACUUCUUUUCUGGACUAUUUACCAGAAAAACAUUUAGGAAAAAUAAGCGAGGAUGAAAGUAGUGUGCUGGUUUAUAAGAGUGGCUCUGGAAAAAUUGGAUCAGAAAAGAGUGACAGAAAGAAUUCAUCUUACAUAGAUUCACAUAGUGUCUUAAACCACCAGGAAGGCUCAACCAUGCCCUCCUUUCAUAAUGAAGGUCAUCUAAACAUACUUCCAGGUAGUCUUACUAGCAAAGGAAAUGAUAUAGAGUCCAGCUUCAAAGCUGAGGAUCUGCUUCCAGAGGCAGUUUCACUGUCUGAGAACCUGGAAACUAGUAAAGAGGCGCUGGCACUCAGAACUCUUAAGUCUCACUCUUCUUUAAGUGGAAAAGCCAAGGAACGUUGUCCAGCCAACCUGGCUCCACUCUUUGCUUCUUAUAAGAGUGUGGAAAGAAGUUCCUCACAGAUUUCAUUGGAUACGAUUUCACUGGACAGCAUGAUAUUGGAAGAACAGCUGUUAGAAAGUGAUGAUAGUCAUAUAUUUUUGGAAAAAGGUAUUAAAAAGAACUCAAAUACAAGCCACCAGAGCUCAGCAGAAAGUAUGGACACCAAUGCAAAUAUGCAGAGUUGUGGCGAAGCCUCUCCAGAUGCCAUUAGUACAAAUUCGGAGGGUGCUCAUGAAAACCACGAUGACCUGAUGUCAGUUGUGGUGUUUAAAAUUACUGGAAUUAAUGGGGAAAUUGACAUCCGAGGAGAAGAUACAGAAAUCUGUCUUCAGGUGAACCAGGUGACACCGCACCAGUUAGGCAAUAUCAGUCUUCGGCAUUACCUUUGUAAUCGUCCAAUUGGUUCUGAUCAGAAAGCUAUAAUUCAUUCCAAAUCUUGUCCUGAGAUUUCUCUGAGGUUUGAAAGUGGUCCUGGUGCUGUAAUACACUCUUUGCUUGCAGAAAAAAAUGGAUUUCUGCAGUGUCAUAUAGAAAAUUUUAGCACUGAAUUUCUUACAUCUUCUCUUAUGAAUAUUCAACAUUUUUUGGAAGAUGAAACUGUUGCAACAGUAAUGCCAAUGAAGAUACAAGUUUCUAACACAAAAAUAAAUUUAAAAGAUGACAGCCCGCGGAGUAGCACAGUGUCCCUGGCAGAAACAGCUCCUGUGACUGUGCAUAUUGACCACCUUGUGGUGGAGAGAAAUGACGACGGUUCUUUUCAUAUCAGAGAUUCUCGUGUGUUUAACACCGAAGAUGAUUUGAAAGACGAUGUUAAAGGUGACACAGUGCUGCUGGCAAGUGGGAGGUGUGCUAUGAAGAAACAACACAGUGUCACUCAGGCCACUCAGACCAAUCCACAGGUUUCUUGGCCUUCUCAGUCAGCCAACUUUCCUGAGGGCUCAUUUGACUUUACUAGGGAACAGCUCAUGGCAGAGAAUGAAUCUCUAAAACAAGAGCUGGCCACAGCUAAAAUGGCCUUGGCAGAGGCUCACUUGGAAAGAGAUGCACUUGUCCAUCAGCUGAAGAAGAUGGCCCUUGACCAGCAGAGCUCAAGUGUCCGCAUUUACAGUGUGGAUGUGGCGAACUCAUGAAGAUUUUCCUUUCCCUAGAAAUAAAGGGAAAUGAAAUGUGAAGUAAAGACUAUCCCAUACCCAGUUUAGAAAGUAUUAGGUACGAACAUAGCAGACCUCUGUGUUGGAGGUUUUAGCUUGUUUCUCAACAGUAUGAUCUAGUGAUGUUGCUGUAAAAUAAUUACAUGCCUGAUGAAAAGAUGCCAUUUCCUAAUUUUGAUAUUUCAUUGUAAACAUUUUUAAAAGAAAAAUGAAAACCUGUUGGGUUUACAGAAUGCUGUUUAUUUCUCACCGUUUGUUAAUAAUUUACUAUUAUUUACAAAGAAUCAAAUGCUUUUAGAGCUAAUGUAAAGAAAAGGAGGCUUACAUUUUAAAUGUUAUUAAAAUUAUGUACUUAAUCUAAAAUUGCUAUAAAAGUCUAAUAAUAUUAAUAAAUUACAUAAUUAUUGAGUUUACAAACUGCUAAAUUUUCACCCUCCUAUAAAGUAACUUGAAAAUGUGAUAAAAUAAGUUACAUUAAAUGAUGGGUAAUCUGUGUAAGUGGAAAUUGUAAUUUUCAACUAAAUAUGGUAUGAUUGUAAAAAUAAAAAGCACAAAUUUUAUUAGAGUACACGGGCAAGUGACUUAGAAAGCAUUGUUUGCACAUUCAUUUCCACAUUUAUUGUUAGAGGUAAGAGUAAUUUAUCUUGCUAUAUUUGGCAGUAUUUGUAACUGUGAAAGUUUUA
Messenger RNA from Jaculus jaculus (lesser Egyptian jerboa), 5250 nucleotides. RefSeq names its product UHRF1 binding protein 1 like (gene Bltp3b). NCBI's taxonomy places the organism in Eukaryota, Metazoa, Chordata, Mammalia, Rodentia, Dipodidae. Bases 119 to 4546 code for a protein of 1475 amino acids. The transcript is spliced from 21 exons. The record is from RefSeq and is a predicted model, not a curated record.